Molecule: messenger RNA, 1360 nt
Organism: Corticium candelabrum
Lineage: Eukaryota; Metazoa; Porifera; Homoscleromorpha; Homosclerophorida; Plakinidae
Exons: 1
Coding region: 8-1126 (372 amino acids)
Molecular function (GO): hydrolase activity
Source: RefSeq, a predicted model, not a curated record
GACAAGCAUGGCCGGGACCGUUCUUGUUUUUGUUUUUCUUGUCUUAUGUUGCUCACAGGCUCAGCGCUUGGUUAACCUUGUUCUGUUGCCGGACGCUGUGAAUGACGGCGCCGUUUGUCUCGACGGCUCAGCACCAGGCUAUUACAUCAAUAAAACGUCGGUAAAUCGAUGGAUUAUACACUUGGAAGGCGGUGGAUGGUGCUACGAUGAAAGCGACUGCUAUGGUCGUAGUUCUACUCGGUUGGGUUCCUCAUCCAUGUGGCAGAAGGCAAUGCAGUUGAGUGGAUUUCUCAACAAUGACCCGGAUGUGAACCCAGAGUUUGCCAAUUAUUCAGUUGUGUUCGUGCCUUACUGCGACGGCGCGUCUUUCUCCGGUAACCUUGAUAAUCCAAUAACAAUCAAAGACAAGAAAAUCUACUUUCGUGGUCAUCGAAUUCUCGAUGCUGUCCUGAACUCUCUUAGAGAGAAGGAACAUCUAGAUCAGGCGGAAGCUAUCAUCCUUACUGGCUGCUCUGCUGGUGGACUGUCUACAUAUCUGCAUCUGGAUUAUGUUCAGUCGAUGUUUUCGAACAUCAAAGUGCAUGGAAUGGCAGAUGCGGGAUACUUUAUUGAUGCAGCCAACAUACACGGGGAGAUGUACAUCAGAGGGCAAUAUCAGCAUGUCUUUGAGAUGCAGAAUUGCAGUGGAGGUGUCAACAGUGAGUGCAUUCACUCGAAGGAGGAGAGCGAACGUUGGCAGUGUUUCAUGGCUCAGUACACAUACCCGUAUAUUAAAACACCCAUUUUUGUACUCAAUUCCGAGUAUGACACGUGGCAACUGGAGAGCAUAUUACAGAUCGGUUGCAGACCUCCGAAUUGCAGUGAGAGUCAGAUGCAGUUGAUCGCUCAUUGGCGAACGACGUUCUUACAAGCACUGCAACCGGCUAUUCAAUCGACUACCAAUGGAUUGUUCACUGACGCUUGCCUGCAUCAUUGCCAGAGUAUGUCUGAUCAGUCGUGGUCCAAAAUUAUGGUUAAGAAUCAGACUGCUCAUGAUACUUUUGUUGCUUGGUUGGACAUGAAGGGGACUAGGAAUGUCAGGGUGGUUGAUGAUCAUACCAAUCCCGACAACCCAACUUGUGGUUAACCAUGUACAUCGAGAAAUCAGGCGUCAUGAAUUAGACAUGAAACAACUGCAUUGCUUUUUGCAUCAGUGUGCGCUUAUGGCAUUUGUCAGUAAAUCAUUGGGUUGUCUGCAGGCGGAUAACUGUUUAUUUUUUGUGUUUAUUUUUAAUUCUUAACUGAAAGUGGAGAUUAUGUUUUGCACUAAUUUUAUGGUUUGUUAUGUGCUAUUGCACCAGUACAUUGUGUCUAUAUAACA